CUUGUCCAGCAUCACCUCGCAUUGUCUCAAGGACUCCAGACGGAACCUCUCCUUUUAGGCAGGCGGUGAUGAAAGGAAAUGACACUCUGACCCAGGCUGAAACGACAACAACAAAAGGAACUUAUCGCCAGAUCUGUUUGUCUGGUUUGUUCUCAUUAUUUGUCCCCCGCAACCAUCCUUUAUCACCACCAAUCCUCCGGUCUCUUUCAAAUCGCAUUGUGUGCCAGACCUCACGAUCAUGACUAUAUAAAGAUCACGACGUCUAUGAAUUUUCCUCGGCUGUUCCACUCAAAACUCACCUUACCCGGACCGCAUUCACGCACCGCCUCGACCGCAACAACAUCGUAAUCAGCCGGAUAACCAGGAUCAGAAAAGGCAGAAGCAUAAGCGCAAGGAUGGAAUAUCUUCCAGACUCGAUCACGCAGCACCUCACCACGACCUCCUUCUCGGCGCUCACCGCCCACCUCAACACCUCGUACCUGACCCCGGCGCUCGCGCACGUCCGCGCCGCCUACAUCGACCCCUACCUCGUGCGCCCGGCCGCCAGCUACCUCGCCGCCUCCUCGGGCGCCAUGCCCGACCUCAUCUCCGUCACCCUCCUGCUGGUGAUCCUGUUCCUCUCGCUCAAGCUGCUCGACUACGCCCGCCGCGUCGUCAUGUUCUGGGUCAGCCUCGCGUGGUGGCUGCUCUGGUGGGGCACCGUCCUCGGCGUUGGGGUCUGGCUGUACACCAGCGGCGUCGAGCGGGCCGCCCGCGACGUCGGGUGGUUGGUCGGCCUCGCCAGGGGGCUGCUGGGAGGUCUCUUUGAGGAUCUGGAGCGCGCGGGGCGGCAGCACCACCCCCAGCAACAUGGAGGACGGCAGCCCGGGGUUUUUGGGGGAAAUAAUGCUGCGGGGUUUGGCGGCAGGGGCCAGCAGGUUCCUCUGGGGAGGUAUUGAACCUCUCCCUCUGUUUGGUUUCUUUCACUUUCAUUUUGCUGUGUUUGCCGGGUUGGUGGGCGUUUGGUGUGAAGUCAAGUGAGCCAGGCCACCCAGUGGAUGUGCAUGUAUGCUAUGGUUAUUUAUAGUAUACUAUACUAUGGGCAUGACUGUGUGGCUUGCGCUUCGGGCUGGAUUUUCACCUUGCCUUUGGGUUUAGAUUUCUUUGGAAUCACUAUUGUUAUUUAUUAUUUCAUAUUUCGGUUUUGUGUGUAAUCCUGAUUAUUUACAUUCGUAAACAUGGCAUGCAUGGCUUGUAGCCUUUGAUGGCUGGCUGGCUGGCUGACAGACCCAAGCUCUGAUGCUGUCAUUCCACAUGUCCCGAUAUCGGGCAGAAUGCUUGGCCGUCGCUUUUUGACCGUCUGGCUCUGUA
Molecule: messenger RNA, 1350 nt
Organism: Aspergillus aculeatinus CBS 121060
Lineage: Eukaryota; Fungi; Ascomycota; Eurotiomycetes; Eurotiales; Aspergillaceae
Product: Apq12 family protein
Exons: 2
Coding region: 396-938 (180 amino acids)
Source: RefSeq, a predicted model, not a curated record